CCCGCCUCCGCCGACGUCGACGUCGAGCGAUCCGCCGCCACCCCAGACGACAACAAGCAUGCCAGACGGACCCACAACAACAUCCUCGCCGGACAGACCCACGACUUCCUCCACACCGGAUAGCUCGUCUCUUCCUCCGCCAACGACAAGCACAGACCCAUACCGGGUCUCGACGAGCUCCUUCGUGAUCACGCCGAGCAUGCCGCCAUCGGGCAUCGUGACGACCGCCCGGGUCACGGCGACGAGCACAGUCAGGACGACCCCCAAGGUGUGGACGUCAACGUUCGUAUACACGAGUACGAUCCCCGGGCGUGUGACGAGCACGUGGGUGAUCAUCACGAGCGGAAGCUUGAGCACGCAGGUGGCGGGCACGACGACGAGCCGAGGCGUGCAUUCACCGGGCGCUAUCGCGGGGAUCGUCAUUGGGGUGUUAGCUGCGAUUAGCUUUGGAGCGGCGUGGCUCUUCUUCGCCCGUCGACGUCUUCAGCGCGCGAAUGGGGCUGUCAACUUCGAUCCUGCAGGAAACAGGCCUCCGGGUGCGGUGGGCCGUCGUAGUGGACCAUUGGACGGUGAAGAUGAUGGGCCUGAAGAGCUGCUGAGUCGAAGAGGGAGCGCGUUUAUGGGCUCUAACAUGGGUUCGGUCAGAGGGCAUACGACAGGCGAGAGCGGCAGCACAGGGUGGUAUGGGCAUGGUGGCUUUGGAGGAGGGAGCGGCGAGGAGGAGAUGCAGAAUCGGUAUGCAGGGGUGCUGGCUGCGCUUUAUCCAGAGCAUCAACAGCAGCAGCAGCAGCAGCAGCAGCAGCAAACACCGAUCCAGCCGCACCACACGGGCGGAAGUAUGAGCAUGGCUACGUCGAUGAGCCCGUCUAUGGUUAUGGCGUACGCCAAUUCCAACCGCAACGCGCAGCAGUCGUCGACUCCAUUCCCGCAAGUCCCGUCACCUCCCCCAGUUGCUCAGCGCGGUCCGUACGGUACAGCACUGUACGACACGAACAAGUCCCUCCCCAGUCAACCUCAUCCGCCGAGCGCCUAUUCCGCACCACAUCUCUCCCCUGCCAACUUCAAUGCUAAUUCCGGAACGGCGUCCCUCCGACGCAUGUCUUCCCCUGGUCUCGAGGCAGGAGCGUGGCUCGGCGGCACCGACAACGCCGGGCAGGGACUCGCGCACACCCUAAGCGUCGGACACUCGUCAUCUGGACAUGACCACUCCCUGGGACACACCCACUCGCGCUCGCUUUCUGGGCACGGCCACGAACAGCUGCUCUCUAGGGACCCUUCGCAGGGUGCCAACUCGAACUCUCAGGGACACGCGAUAUCUUCUUCGGGGCAUGCGGUUUCUUCUUCGUCGGGACACGGCGGGUACCCUGCGAGUUCUGCAGUGUCGGGACGUAAUGCCGGCGCGUAUAUGAUGGGCAGCUCGCAGGAGGUUGCUGCGCACGCCUAUCGUGGACAAGGCUCCGACUCGGGGAGGAGCACGUCCGGGAACGCGAGCUCGCAGCAGAGCGGUCGGCUGAACAGGACCGGCUCGAGUCAGAGUGCGUUGCUUGGGCCAUCUAAAUCGGUGUCGACGUCAAAGAGACGGACAAAGAGCGGAGACGCAGGGAGGGGGGAGUCGUCUGCACCGUCAGCCCCAUUCAAGAGCGUCAAGGAUUUCCUUGGACGAUUGAGAGGUGGGCGGGGAAGUGGUAUGAGUUCUAGUGCCGAGUCGUCGGGCGGGAAUGGUCCAGUUAUUGGCAGUCCGCCACCACCGAUGCCCAUCGAUCUCUCGACCGAGCCUCAUGCCCUGUCGCCGACGCCGUUCACAUCUGUGGACGCACUUACCCACGCUCACUCGAACUCACGUAGUCCCAUUACGAGCGAGGGAAGCCACGGAGGAGGAGCCGCGCCAAAGAGGACGCCUACGAUGAGCUUCGUGCUCUCUAAUCCUGACGCGGAACCCAUAUCGCCGCUCGCGCUUCCUCUUCCCAGAAACCCGUCUGACCAGUCCAAGCUCUCGCCCGCGCCUAUACCUUCCACCUCCGAUGCAGCGGUGGAGGAUUCCACUGCACCAGCAGCCGCUACAUCGGCAUCAAUACCUUCCUCCGCCGGGCUCCUCGGCGGCUCAGCAGGCCCUAACGUCCCGGCAUGGCCGUUCCUUCCCACCUCCCUCGCCACUGCUAGUGCAUUCCCUUCUGCAGCGCCGGUACCGCUCCCGCCGGUCCCAGAGCCGCUGUCCACGCGCCCGGGCGCCAUCCCGCUCCCUGAGCAGCCGACGCUGAGCUCGCUGCUCAACGCGAGCGGGCCGCUACCCUCGCCCGCACUAUCUGAUAUGCUUUCACGUACGGAUGGCUUGUUGAGGCCAGGGCUGUUGAGGUAUGGGGAGAAUGAAGGCGGGCGGAGUGUGACGACUCUGCGGGACUUUGAGGACUAUUCGCGGCCGAUUGGUGGGCUGGUUUACCAUAGGCAAGAUAGCCGGGCGACGAUCGAUACGCGGACGGAGAGCUUGGAUUUGAGCGAUGUCGAGCGUGCUGCAUAAUUUGGCGCCGCGAUGGCUCUUCGUUGCUGCGAGGAAAGGGGAAUGAUGCCAUCUUUUAUUGCAUGCUUUUGCCUGUGCGCGUUCUACCCUGGACGCGGGACGUUCCUCAACAUCACAAAUAAUCACAGUUUACGACAUGUUCCACGUUACCCUCGCUCGCGGCGGUGUAGACAUGUCUAUUUCUUUUUUUGCUGUCUCUUGCUCUCUUCUCCACUCCCACUUUUCUGCUAUAUAUACUUUAGAGCUUUUGCAGUGCCGGUGGAGACUGUAUUACUACUUUUACCCGACUUUCCCAAAUAUUUUCCUUCUUUUUAUGUAUUCAUAUUCCUACCUUUUACCGUCUUGACUUCUUCUCUGGCACAUUACCUUCAAGAUCCUUUCCGUCAUCCAACUCCCCCAACAUACUCUUUAGACCGCCAUCGCAUAUACUGUAAAUAAAUGUCGCAUGCAAAUUGUCUCACAUCCCAUCAUCAUGUUCGCGGCGCUCCUUUCGCGCUCGUCAAGCUUCACGACCC
Molecule: messenger RNA, 3030 nt
Organism: Coniophora puteana RWD-64-598 SS2
Lineage: Eukaryota; Fungi; Basidiomycota; Agaricomycetes; Boletales; Coniophoraceae
Exons: 4
Coding region: 59-2515 (818 amino acids)
Source: RefSeq, a predicted model, not a curated record